AUGGAAAGCUGGUCGGCUAACGAGCAGACCUAUUACCUGAUGGCUGGACUGGGCAAAUAUCUGAAUUGGCCGGUGAUCUGCUACAUCUGCUCCUUCUACACAGUCACUAAUUUCAUUUGCUUCUUAUUUUUACCUGAGACACCGUUUUUUAUGCUAAAAACUAAAAGUUUGGAUGAAGCUCGAGCCGCUCUCGCACAUUUCAGGGCCCGUGACUAUGACCUUGACAAGGAAAUUGAUCAAAUGAGGAAGUUUAAGGAGGCUAACGACAUUCGUAAAAUAAGCGCUCGUGAGCGUCUUUCACUGUUGUUCAAACCUUCGGCAUACAAGCCCUUCACUAUGGUUGUCGUGUAUAUAUUUAUCUCCCAGAUUGCUGGCACAUCUGGAGUUCCUAUAUGGGCUGUAGAAAUGCUAACGGUAGCGAAGUCAUCAGUGGACGUGGAUACUGGUAAUUUUCUAAUGUGCCUCACUAGAUUGGUGAUAAACUGCUUAACUGUAAUACUCAUUUUCAAAACCGGGAGAAAGCCUUUGGCGCACGUUUCAGCUUUGGGUGUUGCAGUGAUCAGUUUAGUUAUAGCUAUUUACACAUCCAUUCAUAAAGAGCCAAGCUUGGCUCCCCAAAUAUUGUUCAUGAUUUACAUGGCUUUUGCCAGCAUCGGAUACUACUUGAUACCGUUUCUUAUUGCUUCUGAAAUAUAUCCAUUGCAGGUGUUGCCUACAUAUACGUAUUUGUGCCAGAAACAAAAGAUUUAA
Spodoptera exigua (beet armyworm) is the source of this 750-nucleotide messenger RNA. The record is from the annotation of a GenBank genome assembly. NCBI's taxonomy places the organism in Eukaryota, Metazoa, Arthropoda, Insecta, Lepidoptera, Noctuidae.